Molecule: messenger RNA, 1557 nt
Organism: Cicer arietinum (chickpea)
Lineage: Eukaryota; Viridiplantae; Streptophyta; Magnoliopsida; Fabales; Fabaceae
Molecular function (GO): nucleic acid binding; zinc ion binding
Source: RefSeq, a predicted model, not a curated record
AUGACUGAAGCAAUCCAAGCCAUGAAUGCUAUGGCCGCAGCAAUGGCCCAACAAGCUGCGAUCCAGGCUCAACGAGAUGCACAGAGGGAUCAGAGGGAUGAAGCAACCAGUGUAGCAAGAGCAUUGAAUGAAUUUCGUCGACAAGAUCCGCCUAAAUUCAAAGCGGAACAUGACCCCAACAAGGCUGAUCUUUGGCUGCUAGAAAUCGAGAAGAUCUUCGAGAUCCUACACUGCCCUGACAAUGCGAAAGUAGAGUAUGCGACCUAUUUGAUGAUUGGCGAAGCUGAAUAUUGGUGGCGAGGUGCGAAGAAAAUGAUGGAGGCAAAUCAUGAAGAGCUAACCUGGGAGGCUUUCAAGAAUAAGUUCCUAGAAAAAUACUUCCCGAAAAGUGCUAGGGCUGAGAAUGAGGCCCAAAUUCUGAAGUUGUAUCAAAGGAAUCUCACGAUAGCAGAUUAUGCGGCAAAGUUCGAGUCCCUAGCAAAGCACUUCCGUUAUUUCCUAAAUCAGAUAGAUGAAGAAUACAUGUGCGAGAGGUUUGAAAGCAGGCUUAGGUAUGAGAUUAAGGAGUUAGUGGGGCCCUUGGAGAUACGCCAAUAUCAAGGGCAUAAAGACCAACAGAAUAGGGGCAGGCAACAUCAACAACACAACCCAUAUGCCCGACCGCUGGGGAAUGCUAGAGAUCAACCUCGACCUCAAAACGCGGAAGGUCAAGGGCCAAAAACUCCAAGUCAGAACAAGGCGUACCCUGUUAAGUGUUUUCUAUGCAACAGAGAAGGACACAAGAUAUUUGAGUGUCCAAUCAGACCAAGGGUUUGUUACAUUUGUCAGAAACCAGACCAUUUUGCAAAUGAACGCCCUGAACGAAAGAACGAUAGAGUUGUCAACCGCAACAAUAUCAACGACAAUGUUGUACGCCCUACUUCCAAGGGACGUGUCUACCACAUCAAUGGAGAGGAAACUCCAUCUUCCUCUAAACUUAUCCAAGGUGAGUGUUUAACUGCUGAAAAAUCACUUAAUGUAAAUUAUGAUUCGAGGGCAACGCACUCAGUCAUUUCAUUGGAUUGGGUGGAUUCGCUCCAACUUAUUGUUAAUACUUUGCUGUUUGAUUUGGUGGUUACCCUACCUUCUACCGAAUCGGUGAAAUGUAAUACGGCUUACUUGCAAUGUCCGUUGAUUGUGUUCGAUAUGAGAUUCAACGUUGAAUUGAUUUGUAUUCCCCUCAAGCUUGUGGGAGUGAUCCUUGGAAUCGAUUGGUUGUCAAGCCAUUAUGUUCUAUUGGAUUGUGCUCGUAAGUCUAUGAUAUUCCCAAACCCAGGUGUUUCUCGAUUCCUCGAUACCAAUAAAUUGAACUUCUCUUUGAAAGGGGGAGUUCAGAAGUGUGUUUCCCUCAACUCAGUCAGUACGAAGCUAGAGGUGGAGGUAGACAGGAUACUUGUGGUCGAAGAUUUUCCAGAAGUAUUUCCGCCGGAUGUACCAGGAUUACCCCUAGUUUGUGAUAUUGAAUUCUCAAUUAAUGUGACUCUGGGUACAAGACCUAUAUCUAUUGCCCCAUAUUGA